AUGACUAAAUCUCCACUAGGUAAUGAUUUUGAGGGUACUUAUGAAGAGCAUAUCGAAUAUAUUGGUAUGCGCCAUAUUGAGAAUAGUGAAACUCCAACUGAGUGGAAAAACAGGAUCUGGAAUCGCCUAAUGUAUUUUCGAAAUAAAAAAUAUUAUACAUAUGGUGAGGAAGAUUGCUUUUAUGCUCAUAAAGCAUUGCCACAUCUUGUUGAUGGACAAACAUACUCACCGAAAUGUGAAAGAUAUGUUUAUAAUUGUAUGGAAGGCAAGUUUAAAACUGAGAAAUUCCGAUAUAUUUCUUUUAAUGGAGCACAUUGGGGUAUGUACCAACAUUGGGCUACUGCUUGUACCGGAAACAAGUUUUGCAAACUAAAUUUCGAAGAAUAUAUGGAAAUAAAAAAGUUGAUCCUAUUGGAUCAGUGGAUGAGUUUCCAUCAAAUAAUUCAAUUUGGUAAAUUCAGACGCAGAAACCCAUAUACUGUUUUAACUUGUAUUAAAGAUAAAUUUGGCAUUCACGCUGAUAAUAAACUAUACAGUUAUGCUUUAUGGUUAGAAAAUGUUAGCAGAAGGAUUAGGCAUAUCAGACAGAAACGUGCCCUUUUGAAUAUUUGA
Messenger RNA from Funneliformis geosporum, 612 nucleotides. The record is from the annotation of a GenBank genome assembly. NCBI's taxonomy places the organism in Eukaryota, Fungi, Glomeromycota, Glomeromycetes, Glomerales, Glomeraceae.